GUCCCUGGCGGAAGGGGGCGCGCGCUUUGGGUCCGAAGACCGAGUUGCCAUGGAUGGGGCCGUGGUAGCCGGUGAUCUGCUGACACUGGGGUACGAUGCCCUCCCGGAGGGGGAGUCUCGGGGCCCCGCGUGUGCGGACUUCAGGGCGCUGUGCGCGCGGCUGGCGACCGAGUUGACGGCUCUGGGAGCUCUGGAGCGGCGAGAGGAGGGCACCGCAGUGCUGGGCGCCGGCCACGGCCCGGACACAGAGGAAGAGUUCCUGCGGCAGUUGGCCGGUCUGCUGCGGGCGUUGCACUGCCCCGAUCGCGCGCUCUGCGGCGGAGACUGCGCCACCGUGCUGCGGGAGCCCGGCGGUGGCCUGCGCCUGCUGCGGUUUCUUUGCUCUGAGCUCCAGGCUGCCCGCCUCUUGCAUCUAAGGCUCCAACGGGAUCCUAGCCCUGUGCCAGCCUUUGAAGAAGGGACAAAGGAGGGAAAUGGUGUGGUUCAGGAUCUGAUGCUAACUCUUCAAGCCCUGGGGCUUCCUAGACCCCUGCGUGGAACCCUGGCUAGCCAGCUACUUCGGGAGUUCCAUGACAAGAUCUCUGAGCUGCUGCCUGCCCUGCCCCCAGAGUCCAUGAAGCCCCUCCUUAACACACCACUGAAUGCAUCACAAUGGGAAGCCCUGGAGUCUUUGUCCCAAAGCAUGACCAAACAGUACCGCUGCCGCCGAUGCCUCCUCCUGAAGCGUCUUGACCUUACAACAUCUGCUUUCCACUGGGGUGAUCGGGCAGAGGCCCACGGAGAGGUCAUGAAGGCAGUGCUGUUCCCAAUCCGAGGGCUUCUGACUCCAGAAUCUGAUGUCUCUACCGCGCAUGUCCUGGCUGCCCGAGCCGACCUUUCCCGCCUGGUCCCAGCUACCAGUGUGACUGCCCGACGAGGGACCAGUUGUGCAAUCAACAAGGUGCUUAUGGGUGAUGUGCCAGACCGUGGGGGGCGCCCAGGUGAGCUGGAAGCUCCCAUGCCUACCUGGAGGAGCCGAAGAGAAGAUGGAGGAAGGGGGAAGGCUGGCCAACAGCGCUGGGGCCGCAGAAAGAAGAAGAAGUAAAGGCCUUCGAGGGUCGGUUGCAGAUCCUGACACCACUGGCAAUCCUUCAGGAGUCACUGAGGGUUAUCCUUGGCAAGUCUAGCCUUCCCUGUUCCAGGGGAAAUGCCCUACACCCAGCCACCACUCAACACUAUGAACUAUGAACCGUGUUGUCUGAAAAAUAAAUUUAAUUCUUUUGAUGGUUA
This is a messenger RNA of Grammomys surdaster, 1269 nucleotides long. RefSeq names its product family with sequence similarity 98 member C (gene Tslig3c). The transcript has 8 exons. Bases 50 to 1084 code for a protein of 344 amino acids. The record is from RefSeq and is a predicted model, not a curated record. Gene Ontology annotation, cellular component: tRNA-splicing ligase complex. NCBI's taxonomy places the organism in Eukaryota, Metazoa, Chordata, Mammalia, Rodentia, Muridae.